Oldenlandia corymbosa var. corymbosa is the source of this 537-nucleotide messenger RNA. Lineage: Eukaryota; Viridiplantae; Streptophyta; Magnoliopsida; Gentianales; Rubiaceae. The record is from the annotation of a GenBank genome assembly.
AUGAGGGGGGGGACCCCGACGUUUGCUUUUGUUUUCGGAAAAGGAGAGAUUAUGGUAGCAGCAGUUGAUCAUCACUCCAAAAGGGGGUGCGCGGAAUGGGAAAAGCAUAAUGGGAGAAAGAUUUUUGUCUCAAAGGCAGCGGAGUUGAUGGGCAAGAUUCUGUAUUCUCGACGGGAAGUCGCACUGGUCGUGGGAAUCCUGAGCUGUACCGUGUUGAUCAUAAUAAGGUACUGGUUAAAGUGGGGAACAAAACUGGUUGCUGGAUCCAAUGUUGUUUCUCUGUAUGCUCUUCUGGAUUUGGGGAACCUGACUGCCGGGACUCAUGGGAGGAGCUCUGCCCCUGCCAACAUUUGUCCGAACCCCAACUUUCCAUAUGACGCAAAAUAUUCAGACUGGUCUACGUGGUCUGGUGAUGAAGCUGCAUGGUGGGCUAAGAGAGCUAUGUGUGCGGCCGCUUGUAGUCCUGCUGGCGAUCGUUAUGUGACUGUGUACCGUGUCGGACCUACUGGUGUGAAGACGGUCUUUGCUGACAUAUAG